Messenger RNA from Plasmopara halstedii, 267 nucleotides. RefSeq lists its product as uncharacterized. The transcript is spliced from 3 exons. The record is from RefSeq and is a predicted model, not a curated record. NCBI's taxonomy places the organism in Eukaryota, Oomycota, Peronosporomycetes, Peronosporales, Peronosporaceae. The coding region runs from base 1 to 267 and encodes 88 amino acids.
AUGAUUGUACAAAAUCUUCCAGUUAUAACCGAAGCCAUAGAGCACGUUUCUCACGAGCGCAGUGUACCCGAUCUCCAGUCUCAGUUCCUACGGAUUUUGCUUAGAGUUGUCUAUGUCUCAGCGGAGGAGAACGAGUUUGAAUCAUUCACUGGUGCAUCGGAAGAGCAGUCUCGCGUAACAGCCGGCGCAUUGGGAUCCAUGGUCUUUUACUUAGUAGCCGCAUGCGCAAUCGCAAAGCUGGGAUGGUACGCACGAUCGAGUAUGUAA